This is a messenger RNA of Fomitiporia mediterranea MF3/22, 1269 nucleotides long. Its product is annotated as Aldo/keto reductase. The record is from RefSeq and is a predicted model, not a curated record. NCBI's taxonomy places the organism in Eukaryota, Fungi, Basidiomycota, Agaricomycetes, Hymenochaetales, Hymenochaetaceae. The transcript has 4 exons. Bases 36 to 1199 code for a protein of 387 amino acids.
GCACAUUUAACGUUAACAUCUAUCGACCUUCGACUAUGUCUCAGCUCUGGAAACCUGCAUCACCACCUGCGACGCGCCUUGGUCGCUAUCGCGUUCUCUCGCCUCGCGCAGGAGUUCGCGUCUCACCGCUCCAACUUGGAGCGAUGAGUAUCGGCGACCAGUGGGAGAAGCUUGGAAUGGGUUCAAUGGAUAAAGAGUCAUCUUUCAAACUCCUUGACGCAUAUUUUGAUGCCGGAGGUAACUUCAUUGACACCGCCAACAGCUAUCAAGAAGAGACGUCAGAGAUGUUCAUUGGAGAAUGGGCAGAGAAACGUGGCAUUCGUGACCAACUUGUGAUCGCAACGAAGUAUACAACGAACUAUAAACGCGCCGCUACGGAUAUUGCUAUUAAGGCCAACUACGUGGGAAACCACUCCAAGUCGCUUAAGCUGAGCGUUGAAGCAAGUCUCAAGAAGUUACGCACGACCUAUAUCGACAUCCUAUACGUACACUGGUGGGAUUUCAAUACGUCGAUUGAAGAAGUUAUGGACAGCCUGCAUCACCUUGUCGUCGCUGGCAAGGUUCUUUACCUCGGUGUAUCCGAUACUCCGGCGUGGGUCGUCUCCGCUGCUAAUCAGUACGCGAAGGACCACGGGAAGACGCCGUUCGUGAUCUACCAAGGCGCGUGGAACGUCAUGCAACGCAGCUUCGAACGCGAGAUUAUCCCGAUGGCACGUGCGAAUGGUCUUGCACUUGCACCAUGGGACGUUUUGGCAGCAGGUCGCCUGAGGACCGACGCUGAAGAGCAAAAACGCCUUGCCUCAGGAGAAAAGGGCCGUACCAUUUUCCGUGCUGACUGGUGGCGGAAUGAAGACGAGAAGAAAGUCUGUGCCGCUCUUGAGAAAGUAGCAAAGGAAGUCGGUACGGACCAUAUUACCGCCGUCGCUAUUGCAUAUGUUAUGCAGAAGACGCCAUACGUGUUCCCGAUCAUUGGUGGUCGCAAGAUCGAACAUCUUAUGGCGAAUAUCGAUGCUCUCAAAAUCACCCUGUCGGACGAGCAGAUCAAGUACAUCGAAAGUGUCCUACCCUUUGAUCCUGGUUUUCCGACAACAAUGAUUGGAGAUGGAACGCCUAACAGGACAACUGCGCUGUAUGACCACGCCGCACAUUGGGAUCGCUGGCCACUCGUCCAGCCUAUCAAGCCUUCUCCUAACUUUUGAAGAUUGAAAAUGUAAAAGUGAAUACACUUUGAAGAAUAUGCUAUGCUUAAAUAUACAUUGAUUACCCUGG